AUGGGGAUUCCCGCGCAUUACAAGGCCAUGACGCCGAACGGCCUGGGCACAGGGCUCGCUCGAGGCAAGGCUGGGGAUGCCCCAGCGAUUGGCGCCAAGUCGACGGCCAGGACGGUGGGAGGCCGGCGGAUCAGCGCCCUGCGCAAUCAGCGCGCCCUUGGUGGGUUCCAGAGGUGCCAGCCGGUCCCUGUGGCCCCCCGGCUGGGGCCUCUCGAGACGACGUCUGCGCCUUCCGUGUCCAUCUCUCAAGAAAACGGCAUGACGGCCCCACCGGCACCUGCCGCGCCUCCCAAGAGAGUGGCCAUCUUCGUGGAGCCGUCCCCGUUCACGUAUGUGUGCGGUUACAAGAAUCGGUACUGCAACAUGAUCAAAUACCUGAGAGAGGCGGGGUGUGAGGUGUUGGUGGUGACACCAGGGAAGGGCUUUUCAGCUCCUGGAACAGACACCUCUGCCUUCAGGGACCCGCCGUAUGAGUACUAUGGUGCCAAGGUGGUCAGCAGCUUCAGCGUUGGCUGCCCAUGGUACUGGCAGCUUCCACUUACCUUGGGGCUGUCUCCAAGGAUAUUUUCAGCUGUGAGGGAUUUCAAGCCUGACAUUGUCCACUGCUCAACGCCAGGCUUCAUUGUAUUCGCGGCAUGGCUGUAUGCCAAAAUCUUGCGGUUGCCUUUGGUGCUGGCCUAUCACACACACAUUCCGAAAUACCUUCCAAGGUACAACUUGAGUUUCGUGAUCCCAGCAAUGUGGACAUUCUUCCGGAUGUUGCACCACACUGCCCACCUUACACUCGUCACCAGCCACAUGCUGAGGAACGAGUUCCUUGGAGAGGACACUGCGCCUGACGAGUCUCUCAAGGUGUGGCGCAAGGGAAUUGAUGCAGAUGCAUUCCACCCACGUUUCAAGAACCAAGAGAUGAGGGAAAGGUUGACAGAUGGCAACCCUGAGGCUUCAGUAAUUGUGCAUGUGGGCAGAUUGGGAGUGGAGAAGAAUCUGAAGUUCCUCAAGGGGAUGCUUGACAAAUUGCCAGGGACCCGCUUGGCUUUUGUUGGCGAUGGCCCGGCCCGUCAGGAACUGGAGGUUCACUUCAGAGGCACUCCUACAGUCUUCCUUGGAAUGCUUCAUGGUGAUGAGUUGUCGGCAGCUUACGCAAGCGGGGACGUUUUUGUGAUGCCCUCUGAGAGUGAGACCUUAGGAUUUGUUGUCCUUGAGGCGAUGGCGUCCCAGGUUCCUGUCGUGGCCGUGAGGGCUGGAGGCAUUCCAGACAUCAUUCACAGUGAAGGGGUUGGGGGGUACCUGUACGAACCUGGAGACCUGGAUGGUGCUGUGAAUCUCGUGCAACGCCUCCUUGCCGAUGAAGAGCUCAGGACAUCUGCGGGACGUGCUGCUCGGGAAGAGACGACCAAAUGGGAUUGGAGGGCUGCUACCCUCCACUUGUUGCAGGAGCAGUAUCCCCUGGCCAUAGCCGCUGCACGGGCUGAAUAUGCAAACAAUACGGCGUCCGAGCCAGAGAGAGACGCUCAGCCUGCCCAAGGCGGGGUUGGUGGCCCAGCCUUCGCCUGA
This is a messenger RNA of Ostreobium quekettii, 1557 nucleotides long. NCBI's taxonomy places the organism in Eukaryota, Viridiplantae, Chlorophyta, Ulvophyceae, Bryopsidales, Ostreobiaceae. The record is from the annotation of a GenBank genome assembly.